AUGGAGCGUCACCUGCUUCACGUGGGACCUGACGAGGACGAGGAAAACUGGAGUGAUGCGAGGGCACCCAUGGCCUUGCCGGCUGGAGAGGGGAGAAAUGAGGAAGCGAGUGGACAGGGCCAGCCUGGGCGGGAAGCCGCAGCAGCGGAAGGGGAAGGAGCCGGAGAAUUAAGUGGAGAAGGUCCCUCUGCUGCUGGUGCUGCGGGCCUCGAAGAUGGCGGGAACCAAGAGGAUCAUGGCGCCAGUGGUGGUGCCCGGGAGAAUGAGCAGCGACCUCAGGAGCCGGUUCACGAGGGCAUGGGAGACAACGAGGGUGUGCCGCCGCCGCCGCCGCCCCCACCGCCGCCGCCUGUGCCAGCGCCAGCGCCAGCGCCAAGGUGCAAACGCACCUCAAGCAACAGGUUCGCCCACUGGCAGCGGCACGAGCUGGAGAGUGUUUUCCAGCAUACUCACUACAUCACUGCAGACGUAAGGAAACAACUGGCAGCAUCCAUGGGUGUGAGUGAAGCCAAAGUGCAGAAUUGGUUUAAGAAGAAGAGAGAACAAUACAGGAAAUAUCAAAAGCCAUAA
This is a messenger RNA of Peromyscus californicus insignis, 570 nucleotides long. RefSeq names its product homeobox protein Rhox5-like. Bases 1 to 570 code for a protein of 189 amino acids. The transcript has 4 exons. The record is from RefSeq and is a predicted model, not a curated record. NCBI's taxonomy places the organism in Eukaryota, Metazoa, Chordata, Mammalia, Rodentia, Cricetidae. Gene Ontology annotation, molecular function: DNA binding.